CUGACUGAGAGCAGCAGCUGCAGCGGCCACAAUCCGGGCUGGGUGCUCUGCGAUCGCUCCGGUGGCAACAGACAGGGCAGAGGCAGCGCGAGGCCCGGGCCCGAGAGCAGAUCCGAGCAUGUCACCUUUCCUCCGGAUUGGAUUGUCGAACUACGACAGCGGCCCGUACCUGCCUUCGCAAGGAGAUGUGAUCGAUCCGUAUUGCGCUGUGAUCGUCAAAGAAGCCGUGGAGUCCGAGAAUGGUCAGGUUUACGUCCAGAAGAAGCCUACUAUGUACCCCCCUUGGAACAGCACCUUCGAUGCCCACAUCCACAAGGGCCGUGUCAUGCACGUCGUCGUGAAAGAUAAGAGCGCAGAGAUGGUCUCCGAAGCAACCAUUGAGCUCAGCUGGCUGGCCGAGAAGUGCAAGAAGAACAACGGGAAAGCAGAGACGUGGCUCGAACUGAAGCCCCAAGGCAGAAUGCUAAUGAAUGCAAAAUACUUCCUGGAAACCACAGAUGAUCCCGAGUUUAUCGACUGUGAAAAGGAAGGGUUUUUCUCUCUGCAUCAGCGACGGGGAGCCAUCAAGCAAGCCAAGAUUCAUAAUGUCAAGUGUCAUGAGUUCACAGCCACCUUCUUCCCCCAGCCCACGUUCUGCUCCGUUUGCCAUGAGUUUGUGUGGGGCCUUAACAAGCAAGGAUACCAGUGCCAACAAUGCAAUGCUGCCAUUCAUAAGAAGUGCAUUGACAAGGUGAUCGCUAAGUGUACAGGAUCGGCCGUCAACAGUAGGGAAACCAUGUUUCACAAGGAGAGGUUUAAGAUUGACAUGCCCCAUCGGUUUAAGGUCUACAACUACAAAAGCCCCACUUUCUGCGACCACUGUGGCACACUGCUCUGGGGCUUGGCCCGGCAAGGACUGAAAUGUGACGCUUGCGCCAUGAACGUCCACCACAAAUGCCAGACCAAAGUGGCAAACCUGUGUGGCGUCAACCAAAAGCUCAUGGCCGAGGCACUGGCUCUGAUCGAGAGCAGGCAGCAGGCUCGAAGCCUGCGUGACUCAGAGCAUAUCUUAAGGGAAGGACCGGUCGAGAUCAUCUUGCCCGACAAAGACGCCUCGUCCACCCCUUCUGUGCCGGCGCCUCCAGCAGGAAAAAAGGAACCACAAGGAGUUUCUUGGGAAUCCCCAGCAGAAGACGUGAUGCCUCCCAAAUCUCUUGUGGAACUAGAACCCAGGAAAGAGCUCCAAUCAGAGCUACCAAAAUUAACCAUAGACGAUUUUCUCUUGCACAAGAUGUUGGGGAAGGGAAGCUUUGGCAAGGUCUUCCUUGCUGAGCUGAAGGCGACCAACCAGUUUUUUGCCAUGAAAGUGCUAAAGAAAGAGGUGGUUCUGAUGGAUGACGACAUCGAAUGCACUAUGGUGGAGAAGAGGGUGCUUUCGCUGGCUUGGGAGCACCCGUUUCUCACGCACGUCUUCUGCACAUUCCAAACCAAGGAAAACCUCUUUUUCGUGAUGGAAUAUCUCAAUGGGGGAGACCUCAUGUUCCAUAUCCAGAUCUGCCACAAGUUUGACAUUGGCAGAGCAAGGUUCUACGCUGCUGAAAUCAUUUGUGGUUUGCAGUUCCUUCAUGCCAAAGGGAUAGUUUACAGAGACCUCAAGCUUGACAACGUUCUCUUAGACAAGGAAGGGCAUAUCAAGAUCGCGGAUUUUGGGAUGUGCAAAGAAAACAUGUACGGGGAGGCGAAGACCAGCACUUUCUGUGGAACUCCUGACUAUAUUGCACCUGAGAUUCUGCUGGGGCAAAAGUACAACACGUCCGUGGACUGGUGGUCCUUUGGCGUCCUCCUGUACGAGAUGCUGAUCGGCCAGUCUCCCUUCCACGGCCAGAACGAGGAGGAGCUCUUUCAGUCCAUCCGCAUGGACAGCCCGUUCUACCCCCGCUGGCUGGACAAGGACGCAAGGGACAUCUUAGUGAAGCUUUUCGUGCGAGAACCCGAGAGGAGGCUGGGAUCCAGAGGGAACAUCCGGCUGCACGCCUUCUUCCAAGAAAUCAACUGGGAAGCCCUGGAGGAGAGAGCCCUGGAACCUCCCUUCAAACCCAAAGUGAAAUCCCCAGGUGACUGCAGCAACUUUGACAAGGAAUUUCUGAAUGAGAAACCCCGUCUGUCUCUCGGAGACAAAACCCUCAUCAACAGCAUGGACCAAAACAUGUUCAGCAACUUCUCUUUUACCAACCCCAUCAUGGACAAGUUGCUAUCCUGAAAAAUGCUGAAGGAACUGGAAGGUCCGGCAGUGGCUACAGAAGAUGCACCCCGCAGUCCCCAAAUCCGUUGGAUUUCUUCUGCUGGAGGGAGGGGUUUGGAUCCGAAGGUGCGCUUCUGGUGGUGGAAAGUCCUUUCCCCACACCAAGGAGCUGUUUCCAACCUGCUAGAAGAAUGUUGCACGAGAAUCAUCACACAUAGCAAGCGGUUCUUCCGCGCAAGCUCGUCUUAAAUCGCGCACGAGGCCCUCGUGUUUGGGCUGAGGGGCUCACUGCCCGUCCCGGGAGCCACUGUAAUUGGCUAUGUCUUUGCUCUUACUGCCUGAGUGCCCUCCGUCUCUCAGUGAGGAAGCAGGGAAAGAGCAAAAGGAAGCCAAGAUCCUGCGCACACCUCAUCCUUUCUCCUGCUCUGAGAGUUGGUGACCUCCUCUCUGUCUGGUCCGCUGGUCCUUUCUGGGCAGCAGAAAGCACAGUGUGGAGGCUGUGACCCAACUCGCGCGCUGAGAACCUGAAAUGGGCGCUGCACAACCUCUUUCCAAGACCGCAGGGGGAUGUUUUAAGUGAUGCAGCCGGAAUCUCCUCCUUGUGCACCACGUUUCCCAGACUGUUACACAACCCUUCGUCCAUUGCGCUGCCUCAUUGUGAACAGCCUUCCAUCGGGGCUUGUGCAUUUCACAGAAUGGCACUUCUUUUUGACACACAUUUCUCCUUUUGCCGAUUGUCCCCUCGAUGCACGGUACCGUAGAUAAGCCUCAUCAUGGCAUGUCUGUUAAAAGUGGAUGGGGAAGGGGUUACCCAGUCUCCCCCUCUAGCAGAUCUUCCAUGUCUCCAUUAGUUCCGGUGUGAUUUCCUUGCUCUCCCAAACUCUUGCCCCCUUUACAGGAUCCUGUGAAAUUUCUGCCCAGAUCUCCAUCCCUAAGUCAGUCACCCGAACCCAGUGCCUUCCAGGUCUGUUGGACUAUAAUUUCCACCAUCCCCAACAGCAUACGUACGAAUGAUAGGAGCUGUCAUUGGGAAAGGCUGCCUAGGCCCACCCUCUGAGACCUUACGGGCCUUGGUCCUUCCUGUAAGAGACUUAAGAGAACCCUCACCUGUUAACUUCACCUGUUGCAGGGCUACAACUGCACAAACAAGAGAUUCAGUAUCUGGAUUUGGACAACGUUAUAUAACCCUCACUAAAGGGUUAAGCAUGAGUUGAGGGUGGGUUGUGGCUGAAUUGUGGGUUGUUGUUGAAAUGGGGCAGUUGUGUUGUCCGAACCCAGCUGAGAGAACAAACCAUGGUCAUUAACCCAGAAACAAACUUUGGAUUCUUUAUAGGUAACAAGGUAUACCUCACUACUAUACCCAGGUAAGCUGUGCUCCAGCGGCACCCUACAGUCAAACGCUUAAGUAUGGGUUGCUCUGCUGUUGGAACCCCUCCAGUCUCUGCCAUACCGUGACAGUGAACACACAGAUCUCUGCUUGUGACUCAGUUCGAGCUUUUCCACAUGAGGCACGUGUCAGAGACCCCUUAUUUCCUACUCACCGUGGUUUACAUGUUCUAAAGGCAAUAUUGUGACUGCCUAGUUUCGCUUCUGUGUCUAAAUAAUAAUGUUAUGGAUGGAGGGGUUGUUUUGAGGUGUUUGGGGUUUUGUUUUUUGCUGCUUUUACAGCAGAGAAAACGGGGUAUUGUUUCUAAUGGCAAAAGAAAGUGCAGUUUCCUUCAGUGUAUUUGUACUGGUCCACUAUACCACAGCGCCACCUACAGGUUAUGUAGCAGAAAAGCCGGAAAGGAAGGGUUUUUGUGCAGUGCUCUCAGUUCCUCAACAAAGCAGGCUUGGUGGCUUCACAGCCUUAUGAAGAAAAGUCUGCAGAGUGGGCAACACAACGCUAGCUAGGCAAGGCCUCUGUUGUGGGUGCGCCAUCUGCUGAAACAGUAGUCCCAAGGAAUAGCACAUUUCCCAUGCAGUGUAAUUUUGUACUAGAAUAAAACUCGCAUCAUGCCCCAGAUUGUGACUGUGGUUGCCACAUGGAAUACGGAUGUGCCCAUCUCACAAUAUUGUUACCCAUCCUGUGAAUAGUGAAAGGAGCAACACAACUCCUUGGCUAUUUUGUGUCUCCUUUGCCUAUUUAUUUUAUUUAGAUCCCUGGAGGAUCUGAACAUUUUCCUUCCCCACUGCAGGAGGGCACAGCAAACUCCACUGGACUGUGGGGGAAAUUAAAGAGCAGGAAGGUGUUCACCAAAUCUAUCGCACACCAUUGGUGGAGAAGUCCCACUAAUUUCACUGGGUCUGCGCUGAGCUUUCCAUGCCUGCCGCUUUGUCGGCUCGGGUGUCUACCGACUGGCACUCCCAUGGAUCUGUGCCUGCCUCCAGCCUAUCAGAGGAUUCUCACCAAGCAUUAUUUCUAGGUGCCAUGACAGUCAAACUGAGGCCCAGCUCUGGAUUUGAGGGUGCUGUUGACAAAUUGCCCUCCGCCCAAGCCCAUGGACACCGACCCACAUCGGUGGACCCACAAGCACAGGUGGGCUGCUGCAAGCUGCCCUUCAAAUUUCCUAGCAUGCCCCCAACCAGUGUUCCAUCAAGGGGCUUAUGGGAAAUUUGGCAGGACAACUCACAGAUGCAGCAGCCAAGGGCAACUGUCAAGUGCCAGCGGUCCUUCUUAGCUGCGAGAGCAUGUGGAGCACUCCCACCAGGCCUGGUUAACCAUCAUAAACCCAGUUAAACCAGGCAUAAACCUAGUUAAAGCAUGCAUUCUUGAGAUAUGCUCUUUAGCAGAAAGAACAGAAUUUGCCAGCUGACAGUACUGCGGCCUGGAAGAAAGGAGCCGGAGGUACUUGCGAAAUAAUUGUGAUGCCUGUCGCCACCGGCGGGCACUCGCUGCAAGGGGGUAUCCCUGGCUCUUCACGGUGUGUCUCCAAGUCCCCGCAGAGCGAGAGUCGCUUUGAGGCAGCCUCCUCUGACCUGGCACCUGCUGGGAGGGAGCUCAUCGCGGCACCAGAGGAGGCCCGAGCCAUGAAUAGCACGACUGAUUCCUGAGCAAGCACCACUGGGCAAUCCACUCACCCCGUUUUGCGAAGCAAGGCUAAGACUGACCGAACUUAAUUUUGCUCCGCUUAAUUCUGAGCCUGCCACCCAGCCUCCACUGCAACGAACCUUCCACAGAGCAUCCGGAUUUAUAUUUCAAAGUUGUCCCUCCAGUAUUUGCAACAUUCAGUACGGGACUCAAACGGUCCACCCACCCCAGUGGCAGAUAGAGGAGAUAGCCAGGUUUCCCAGUCACACUCCUUGAAUGGACGGGCAGGAUGUCUUGUUUUGGCCUUGGACAGAAGAAAUGUGUGUGUGUUCCUUGCAGCCGGGUUGUAGUGUUGCGUUAGACCUGUUAAUAUGUUUUUCUAAAGAAAAUCUUUGUGAUGUUUGUACAGAUUAAUAAAAAUGCUGCCUGCGGAGUUAUGCA
Varanus komodoensis (Komodo dragon) is the source of this 5672-nucleotide messenger RNA. It is a transcript of the gene PRKCQ, whose product is annotated as protein kinase C theta. The record is from RefSeq and is a predicted model, not a curated record. Gene Ontology annotation, biological process: protein phosphorylation. The transcript has 18 exons. Gene Ontology annotation, molecular function: ATP binding; diacylglycerol-dependent serine/threonine kinase activity. Lineage: Eukaryota; Metazoa; Chordata; Lepidosauria; Squamata; Varanidae. The coding region runs from base 119 to 2239 and encodes 706 amino acids.